Molecule: messenger RNA, 1917 nt
Organism: Vigna unguiculata (cowpea)
Lineage: Eukaryota; Viridiplantae; Streptophyta; Magnoliopsida; Fabales; Fabaceae
Source: RefSeq, a predicted model, not a curated record
AUGUCAUACCAAUACGAGAAUUAUGACCCCUCCUUCCCCGACCAACCUGUCGUUGACUUAUACCUCCCUGUUUGGGCAAGAUUACCAGCUUUCCACUCCAAACCAGCUUUCAUUUGGGCUCAAGACUCCCACACCACCACCACUCUCCUCACCUACCAACAACUCAACACCAAUGUUCAUCUCAUCUCCUCACAGUUGCAGGGUUCACUGCAAAGAGGAGACACUGUUCUUCUUCUCUGUUCUCCAGGACUUGACCUAGUUGAACUCAUUUUCGGUUGCCAAAGAGCUGGUCUCUUGAGCGUACCUAUCGUCCCUCCCCACCCUUCUUUCUCCAAACAAAACUAUCACCACCUCGUACGAGCCAUUUCUCAGACCAAACCCAAAGCUGCCAUAGCUCACUCUCACUACAUUUCAAGCAUUCGACACUACCUCUCCUCCCCCCACAACAACACCAAGCUUGCUCACAUGCUGCAAACCCUCCACUGGAUUUCCAUUGACCAUGUCAAACACGGUACUGUGAACAACCGUGAUUCCCUAACGUACAGUGGUUGCAAAGCUGAUGAAGUUUAUUUGGUUCAGUACACUUCUGGAGCCACUGGGAUCCCAAAACCCGUGCUUGUCACUGCUGGUUCAGCUGCUCACAACGUUAGAACAGCGAGAAAAGCUUACGAUCUUCAUCCAAACAGCACCAUCGUUUCGUGGCUGCCACAGUACCAUGAUUGUGGCCUCAUGUUUCUGUUGCUGACCAUUGUCUCCGGUGCCACGUGUGUUCUCACGUCCCCAAACGCGUUCAUCAAACGCCCCAGACUCUGGCUUGAACUCUUGUCCGAAUUCAAGGCCACUUGCACUCCCGUUCCAUCCUUCACAUUGCCACUGGUCAUCAAGCGUGGAGGGAUUCACCAAAGAACUUUACCCAUCAACCUAUCAACUUUGAAGAACCUUAUAAUCAUCAACGAACCUAUCUAUAGCGACUCUGUGGAAGAAUUCGUUCAUACUUUUUCACCAUUCGGGUUAAGCCCUUCUUCUAUCUCUCCUUCCUACGGGUUAGCAGAAAAUUGCACCUUUGUGUCCACUGCGUGGAGGAACUGUCACAGUGACAAAGAUGGUGCUUAUGCUUCUUCCAGCUUCCCAGAUUUCCCAACUCACAACAAACUGUUACCGGUUGCAAGACUCGGAAACGUGGAGCAGGAAGACGUGGAGAUUAUGGUCGUAAACGAAGAAACCUUGGAGCCGAGUGAGGAUGGCGUCGAAGGAGAAAUUUGGGUUGCUUCACCAAGUAAUGCUUCUGGGUACCUUGGCCACCCUAGUUUAACGAGAGAGGUGUUUCAUGGAAGAUUGAGAAACAUGGUUAGUAAGUGCUUUCUUCGAACUGGGGACAAAGGCAUCGUGAAAGGAGAAAAGAGAUACCUCUUUGUUACUGGUCGAUGUCAAGAUGUUAUGGAACUUCAAAACGGUGAGAAGGUUCAUCCACAUUACAUAGAGACAGCAGCUUACAACAGUUGCCCCAAGUUACUCAGAGGAGGCUGCAUUGCAGCGUUUAAAGUUUCAGCAACGGCGGUGGUUGUGGCAGAGAUGCAGAGGUUCGAAAAGGAUGUGGAUGUGGUUGUGUUGAAGUGGGUCUGUGAGAGAAUUAAGGCAUGUGUUUGGAAGAAGGAGAAGGUAGAGAUUGGAUGGGUGGUUUUGGUUAAGAGUGAGUGUGUUCCCAAAACCACUUCUGGAAAAUUGCAAAGAGGGAGGUGUAAGGAAAAGCUUCUUGCAGGGGACAUGGUGAUUCUGAUGGAGAUGCGAUUUGAGAAAGAUGUUACUGUUUUUACGAGAGCACAGAAGGUAGGAGAAGAAGCUUGGGAAGAGAAGGGUCACGUGACAAGAUCCCUUUCAUGUAUGGACACUCCUAGCUCUCUAAUAUCUCUUCUGUGA